Molecule: messenger RNA, 669 nt
Organism: Brachypodium distachyon (stiff brome)
Lineage: Eukaryota; Viridiplantae; Streptophyta; Magnoliopsida; Poales; Poaceae
Exons: 3
Coding region: 69-386 (105 amino acids)
Source: RefSeq, a predicted model, not a curated record
CAUCAAGGUCAUAAGCCCGUAUAACCCCUUAAGCCCUCGCCUCCGCCUUCCCCACAUUUCCUCUCCCCAUGGCCCUCGCGUGUGCAUCGCAUGUGCGCCGCCUCCUCCUCCAAUCCGGCGCCGGAGCUCCGGCGAGAUCCUUCUACUCUCAACCCUACCAAGCCAAGGUCGGCGUAGUGGAGUUCUUGAGCGGGGUUGGCAAGGGGGUGGAGACGCACGCCGCGAAGCUGGAGGAGGCCGUAGGCGGCGAUCUCCAGAGGCUUCUCGAGACCCGCACGCUACGGCUCAAGAAGCUCGGCGUCCCCUGCAAGCAUAGGAAGUUGAUUUUGAGUUUUGCUCACAAGUACCGCCUUGGUCUUUGGAAGCCCCCAGCAAAAGUGCAAUGAAGUAUGUUUGUUUAUCAAGUGCCCACUUUGAACAUGUGAGGCAUUAAUAGUGGUGAUGCAAUUCCAAAUGCCACAAUCUGAAUGUUAUCUGACCAUGCUGUUUGCAACCCGUCAAUUGCACGAUAUUAGCCUUUUCGUCUCAUGUAUACUACAAAUCCAACCAAUAACGGGCCCUUUUGAUGGCAAAUUUAUCUCCGAAAUUGUCUAGAAGGUUGCCUUGUUAGAGAAAGUAUUAUCACUUAAUCGUUCUAAAAUCAUUCGGUUUACAUGCUUCGCUUUUCAA